AUGCUUUCGGGAGAGGAGGGGCCGCUGGCUGCGCUAGAGCGCCGGGUGGGGAGCCGGCGGGCGAUAGGAUCCAGGUGGAAAAACAAUGCGGAGGACGGAGGCGCCCCUUCCCCGCGGCGCGUCUCCGGCGGGGCGGGGGACCUCCGCGGCGCGGCAAGUGCGCUGCGGCUGGGCGGGGCGCUGGGCCGGACGGUGCCUCGGCUGGCAAUGCAGCUUUUUCCCAGGAUCGAUGCAGUUUCAACUGCUGUCUAUGCAUCUCCAGCAAGAAGCCUGGGAGAUCCAGGAAUAACACCACUCUCUCCAUCCCAUAUUGCACAGGAUUCAGAUACAAAUAACCCAGAGGAGCAAUCAUUUCUCGUUGUUGUGGCUAUAGACUUUGGCACAACUUCCAGUGGCUACGCCUACAGCUUUGCCAAGGAGCCAGAAUGUAUUCAUAUAAUGAGGCGAUGGGAAGGAGGAGACCCUGGUGUGUCCAAUCAGAAGACACCAACAACUAUCCUCUUAACACCAGAGAGAAAAUUCCACAGCUUUGGUUAUGCAGCCAGAGAUUUCUAUCAUGACCUAGAUCCUAAUGAAUCAAAACACUGGUUGUAUUUUGAAAAAUUUAAGAUGAAGCUUCACACCACUGGUAAUCUCAAUCUGGAAACAGACCUGACAGCUGCAAAUGGCAAGAAAGUCAAGGCACUUGAAAUAUUUGCUUACGCUCUUCAAUACUUUAAGGAACAAGCAUUAAAGGAGUUGAGUGAUCAGGCAGGUUCGGAUUUUGAAAACUCUGAGAUCCGGUGGGUCAUCACAGUGCCAGCUAUCUGGAAACAGCCUGCAAAGCAGUUUAUGAGGCAAGCUGCAUACAAGGCAGGAAUGGCGUCCCCUGAGAUGCCCGAGCAACUGAUAAUUGCCUUGGAACCAGAGGCUGCAUCCAUCUACUGCAGGAAACUCCGCCUUCAUCAGAUGAUAGACUUAAGCAGCAAAGGGCCUGUGAAUGGAUAUAACCCAAGUGAAACCAUUGGCACAGGCUUCACUCCAGCUAAAGAACACAUUCGUCGUAACCGGCAGAGCCGCACCUUUUUGGUUGAAAAUGUCAUAGGGGAGAUCUGGUCCGAGUUGGAGGAAGGGGACCGUUAUAUCGUUGUGGACAGUGGAGGAGGGACAGUUGAUUUGACUGUCCACCAGAUCAGACUACCUGAAGGGCACCUGAAGGAGCUCUAUAAGGCAACAGGUGGGCCAUAUGGUUCCUUGGGGGUAGACUAUGAAUUUGAAAAACUCCUGUGUAAAAUAUUUGGAGAAGAUUUUAUUGAACAAUUUAAAAUCAAACGGCCUGCUGCCUGGGUUGAUCUGAUGAUCGCGUUUGAAUCUCGCAAGAGAGCAGCAGCUCCAGACCGGACAAAUCCACUCAACAUCACUCUGCCUUUCUCAUUCAUUGACUAUUACAAGAAAUUCCGAGGUCACAGUGUGGAACAUGCCUUAAGGAAAAGCAAUGUGGAUUUUGUGAAGUGGUCAUCACAAGGAAUGCUCAGGAUGAGUCCAGAUGCAAUGAAUGCUCUCUUCAAACCCACCAUUGACCAAAUUAUACAGCAUCUCAGUGAUCUGUUUGAAAAGCCAGAAGUGACCAGUGUGAAGUUCCUCUUCCUGGUGGGUGGCUUUGCUGAAGCUCCGUUGCUACAACAGGCAGUCCAGAAUGCUUUUGGCUCAAAGUGCCGCAUCAUCAUCCCACAGGAUGUGGGCCUUACCAUCCUCAAGGGAGCAGUCUUAUUUGGCCUGGAUCCUGCAGUCAUUAAAGUGCGCCGUUCCCCCCUGACCUAUGGGGUAGGGGUCCUGAAUCGUUACGUGGAAGGGAAGCACCCUGCAGAAAAGCUGCUAGUUAAAGAUGGCACCCGCUGGUGCACUGACGUCUUUGACAAAUUUAUCUCUGCUGACCAGUCAGUGGCUCUCGGUGAAACCGUCUCACGCAGUUACACGCCGGCCAAGCCCUCGCAGCUGGUCAUUGUGAUCAAUAUCUACAGCUCAGAACAUGACAACGUCAGUUUCAUCACCGAGCCAGGGGUGAAAAAGUGUGGCACACUCCGCCUGGAUCUCACAGGAACGGAUAAAUCUGUGCCAAGCCGGAGGGAAAUCAAAACGCUAAUGCAGUUUGGGGACACUGAGAUUAAAGCCAUGGCAAUUGAUGUUGCCACCUCUAAAAGUGUCAAAGCUGGUAUUGAUUUCCUAAACUACUAAUACUCCUUUCCUCACCA
This is a messenger RNA of Varanus komodoensis (Komodo dragon), 2231 nucleotides long. It is a transcript of the gene HSPA12A, whose product is annotated as heat shock protein family A (Hsp70) member 12A. The transcript has 12 exons. Bases 1 to 2214 code for a protein of 737 amino acids. The record is from RefSeq and is a predicted model, not a curated record. NCBI's taxonomy places the organism in Eukaryota, Metazoa, Chordata, Lepidosauria, Squamata, Varanidae.